UAUAAAGAAAGGUUCGCUUUGGAAAUCCAACAUAGAUCAGUCCAUAAUUUGAAGCAACUGCUAUUUGAGAAUGGGAGGUACUUCACCAUGCGCCUCAUGCAAACUAUUGAGGAGACGCUGCGCUAAGGACUGCAUCUUUGCCCCUUACUUCCCCUCCCAUGAUCCUCACAAGUUUGCCAUCGUUCAUAAGGUCUUUGGUGCUAGCAAUGUCAGCAAAAUGUUGCAGGAGCUUCCUGUUCAUCAAAGAGCAGACGCUGUGAGCAGUUUGGUAUAUGAAGCGAACGCAAGAGUGAGAGACCCAGUGUACGGUUGUGUUGGUGCAAUAUCAUACCUCCAGAACCAAGUCUCGCAGCUAGAAAUGCAGCUUGCGGUAGCUCAAGCGGAGAUAUUAUGCAUUCAGAUGCAACAGGAACCCAUCUUACCAACCCUGCAGGUAGAUCACCAAGAUGAUAAAUUACUUCUUUCCACCAUCACUACCACAAAUGAUAAUAAUUUCAAUAACCUUAGCCUCCCUCAUUACCUUAACUUUGCUUCUUCUAGCAAUGUAAUGCAGGACUCUUUUAAAACUGAGUCUCUUUGGACUUGAUUUUCUAAUAAAG
This is a messenger RNA of Carica papaya (papaya), 599 nucleotides long. The record is from RefSeq and is a predicted model, not a curated record. NCBI's taxonomy places the organism in Eukaryota, Viridiplantae, Streptophyta, Magnoliopsida, Brassicales, Caricaceae.